This is a messenger RNA of Penicillium brasilianum, 982 nucleotides long. Lineage: Eukaryota; Fungi; Ascomycota; Eurotiomycetes; Eurotiales; Aspergillaceae. The record is from the annotation of a GenBank genome assembly.
CGAAGUCUUUGACUCGAUUAACCUCGUCAUAUCACCGCACGUUUUUCAGCUCCGCCCGAAGACUCUCUCAAAGUUGUAAUUCACCGAGUUCCUUCCGGCCUCGAGCUCUGCACGCUUCAUCCCACGACCUACAACCACUCCGCCCUUAUCCACUUACUGAACUCAAUUCCCUCGAUCCCGAAUACUCCAGACACAAUGCCUGCCUCCGUUCACUCUCAAGAUGCGGAGCACGAUCAGUCCAUGAUGGACGUUGAGACCGAAGCCGAACCCGUCAACCCCAUUCUGCUGGAUGAGAAGCGUAUCGUCGUGUUGCCCGGCUCUUCCGACACCGCUGCCUCGUUCCAGUUCGAGGGCGAGGGUCACACCAUGGGUAAUGCGCUGCGUUAUGCUAUCAUGAAGAACCCCGAUGUCGAGUUCUGUGGCUACACUAUCCCUCACCCUUCCGACGCCAAGAUGCACGUUCGCAUCCAGACCAACGACUCAACGACCGCCCUGGAAGCGCUGGAGAAGGGCUUCAAUGACCUGAUGGACCUGUGCGAUGUCGUUACUGAGAAAUUCACCGCUGCCCGCGACCAGUUCAAGGAGGAUCGGGCUAACAUGAUAGAGGGCUGAGCUUUGUACACGGCUUGGAAAUUUCUUCUCUUGCAUUGCAUACGUUAUUCUACGGACUUGAUUGGCGUUUUGGGGGAGAGCUUAAAGCUUAAAAUUUCAUUUUAUGGUUCAUCUAGAUUUCAUUCAUGUUGGUUUGGGGGAUGAUAUAUUUUGCGGAGAAUUUGGGUAGACGUUGGGUGUGCGUCUGGAGGUGAGAUGUAAUUACCUCGGCAUUGGGUCUUCACUUGAAUGAACAUUUACCGAGUAAAUUCGUGAUAGGAUGUAGUUCCCAGCUGCACCUUGACUGACGAAUCUCGAGGGUAACCUUCACUUUGGAUUUGCCAAUAUUGGAUCCGGUUGCAAGGUUCUCACAACCUCAUCUGUUACGGUA